Molecule: messenger RNA, 3488 nt
Organism: Oncorhynchus keta (chum salmon)
Lineage: Eukaryota; Metazoa; Chordata; Actinopteri; Salmoniformes; Salmonidae
Gene: ano3
Product: anoctamin 3
Exons: 27
Biological process (GO): chloride transmembrane transport
Cellular component (GO): plasma membrane
Molecular function (GO): chloride channel activity; protein dimerization activity
Source: RefSeq, a predicted model, not a curated record
UGCGGAGGGGACGGUACUCCGUACAGGUGUUGUUGUGGUUUCCGCAUCGCUUUAGAUAUCGCUGCUGUGAUGACUAUAGUAUACUGGGCAUGGAUGAUAGCUGCGAGAACACCUACGCAAUCCCACCAUAGUUUCCCUAUUCGGUAACCUUGCUUUUCGAAAUACGGAAUAGUAUUUACGGGGUGUGGGGGAAUAAUAAUCAACAACCAAACGGCACUAUGGUGCAUCACUCGGGCUCCAUACAGUCCUUCAAGCAGCAGAAAGGCAUGCACACAAGCAUCAGUGAGAUCCUGAAGGAGAAGACCCUGAAGCCGUCCCGUCGUAGCCUGCCCUGCCUGGCCCAGAGCCAAACCCAUCCACAGAACAUCAACCACUUCCUGUCUAUGCCCCUCACCCCUGACGACAAGCCCCAGACACACCCACAGUCAGUGCCUCAACUCCAGGUUCAGGACCAGGCCCAGCUGGCUGACCCCUGGAUACAGCACCAGGCCCAGCUGGCUGACCCCUGGCUACAGCACCAGGCCCAGGACCACUGCCAGAUCCAGGCAGAACACACCCAACCUCUGACCCACAGUCACAGCACUUCCUGCACCCUCAUCUCCUCCAAGACAGGUCUGACAGAAGGUGUCAAGGACCACUACGAAGAGGAGGCAGAAGCUAGUACGUACGAGGCAGGAAGGACAGACGAGUCGUUUCUCAUUCAUAAACCUGCCACCCGAGCUAAAUUAGAGGCACGCGUAGAUUCGCUUCAGGGGACCAACCCUGGGCAGCUGUCCGGUCUGCUGUUCAGAGAUGGGAAGAAGCGUAUCGAUUACAUCCUGGUCUAUAAGAAGUCCAGUCCUCUGGUGGAAAAGAGAGUCACCUUUGAGAGGAACCUGAGAGCUGAGGGGCUGAUGCUGGAGAAAGAGCCGUCUCUGACCAACACCGACAUCAUGUUUGUGAAGAUUCAUGCUCCGUGGGACACUCUCUGUAAAUACGCUGAGCAGAUGAAUAUCAGGAUGCCAUUCAGAAAAAAAAGUUACUUUACAGACUGGAAGAGCAAAACUAUGGGCAGCCGGUUUCAUCUGAGGUGUCGUCAGAUAAAGAGUUGGUUACCCAGGAACCCCAUGAAGCUGGACAAAGAGGCCUUACCUGACCUAGAGGAGACAGACUGCUAUACAGCCCCCUUCAGCAGGGCACGCAUGCACCAUUUUACCAUCAACAACAGACAUACGUUCUUCUCCAACUCUACCAGAAGCAGAAUAGUCCACCAUGUUCUCCAACGCACCAAGUAUGAGGACGGGAAGUCUAAGAUGGGUAUCAAUAGGUUACUGGGCAAUGGGACAUAUGAGGCUGCAUUUCCUCCCCACGAGGGUGGAUACAAGAGCAGACACCCUAUUAAGACCCACGGUGCCCAGAACCACAGACACCUGCUGUACGAGAGGUGGGCUCGAUGGGGCAUGUGGUACAAGUACCAGCCUCUCGACCUCAUCAGGCGUUACUUUGGGGAGAAGAUUGGGCUGUACUUUGCCUGGCUGGGUUGGUACACUGGCAUGCUGAUCCCGGCAGCUCUUGUGGGUCUCCUCGUUUUCCUCUACGGAUUUCUUACCAUGGACACCAGCCAAGUCAGUAAAGAGAUCUGUGAGGCCAACACUACUAUCAUGUGUCCUAUGUGUGAGGAGAACUGCAACACCUGGAAACUCAGUGACAGCUGUGUCUAUGCAAAGGUGACCCAUCUCUUCGACAAUGGAGGGACUGUGUUCUUUGCUAUCUUUAUGGCAAUAUGGGCCACGGUGUUCCUGGAGUUCUGGAAGAGGAGGAGGGCGGAGCUGACUUAUGACUGGGACCUCAUCGACUGGGAGGAGGAAGAGGAGAAUCUGCGACCCCAGUUCGAAGCCAAGUACUCCCGAGUAGAGAGAGUAAACCCUAUCUCUGGCAAGCCGGAGCCCUUCCAGCCCUUCACUGACAAACUCAGCAGACUCAUGGUCUCUGUGUCUGGCAUCUUCUUCAUGAUGUCUCUGGUGCUGACUGCAGUGUUUGCUGUGGUGGUGUUCCGACUGAUUGCCAUGGAGAAGUUUGCAUCGUUCGACUGGGAGUUUGUCAAGAAGAACUGGCAGUUUGCCACCUCUGGCACCGGAGUCUGUAUCAACUUCAUGAUCAUCAUGUCUCUCAAUGUGGUAUAUGAAAAGGUGGCCUAUCUGCUCACAAAUUUAGAACACCCACGGACUGAGUCAGAGUGGGAGAACAGUUUUGCUCUCAAGAUGUUUCUCUUCCAGUUUGUUAACUUGAACAGUUCUACCUUCUACAUUGCAUUCUUCCUUGGAAGGUUCGCCGGCAGACCAGGGAAAUAUAAUAAACUGUUUAACAGAUGGAGACUGGAGGAGUGCCACCCCAGUGGCUGUCUGAUCGAUCUGUGUCUACAAAUGGGAGUCAUCAUGGUACUGAAACAGAUCUGGAACAACUUCAUGGAGCUGGGUUAUCCUCUGCUGCAGAACUGGUGGUCUCGGAGGAAGAUAAGAAAUAUUAGCUAUUUACAGCUUCCUCAGUGGGACAUAGACUGGAACCUAGAGAUGGGUAAGAAAUAUUAGCUAUGUUACCACGGACUGGUGGAUGAGUACCUGGAGAUGGUUCUCCAGUUUGGUUUCACCACGAUCUUUGUGGCUGCAUUCCCAUUGGCUCCUCUACUGGCUCUGCUCAACAACAUCAUCGAGAUACGACUGGACGCCUACAAGUUUGUCACCCAGUGGAGGAGACCCAUGCCUGCCAGAGCCACAGACAUUGGUAUCUGGUACGGUAUCCUUGAGGGGAUCGGCGUGCUGGCUGUCAUCACCAACGCCUUCGUCAUCGCCAUCACCUCCGACUACAUCCCCCGCUUCGUCUACGCGUUCAGAUACGGACCCUGUGUGGACAAGGAGUACCACCACGAGAAGUGUCUGCGAGGCUACAUGAACAGCAGUCUGUCGGUGUUCGACAUGGGCGAACGCUUGAACGUGAGUGAGGAGAGUAGAUACUGCAGGUACAGAGACUACAGAGCCUCUCCCUGGAGCCCAGUACCAUACGACUUCACUCUGCAGUUCUGGCACGUCCUGGCUGCAAGACUAGCCUUUAUCAUCGUCUUCGAGCACCUGGUGUUUGGCAUCAAGUCGUUCAUCGCGUACCUGAUCCCAGACAUGCCCAAGAGUCUGUGUGACCGCAUGCGUCGGGAGAAGUACCUGAUGCAGGAGAUGAUGUAUGAAGCAGAGCUGGAGCACCUGCAGAAGGAGAGGAAGAAGAACGGCAGGAGAUAUCACCACGAGUGGCCUUAGUGUUAGUCAUGUUACGUCCCCCUGUACUACAUACUGUACCUCGUCUGCACACCUAAAUCAUACACACACACACACACACACAUAACACUUAAUACACACACCAACACACACACACACACAAUACUUAAUACACACACCAACACACACACACACAUAACACUUAAUACACACACCAACACACACACACACUAACACACACACACA